UAACGAAGAAAGUGUCGCUCCAUUCCAUAGUCAAACGCUAUUCUGGAGUCAUUCAAACUGUCCGCCUCUACCGCCGCCGUGCCCUGGCUGUAGUAACAUUUUCCAAUUUCGCUGGAUUUUGGCGAUUAGGGCUUUACUGUCGACAAGCUUGUUCUUGAUUGGCUAAAAUAAGGAGCCUGCUUGAUAUUCGAUGUUCUGGUUGGGAAGUAGUGUCAUUGUCAACGAGUUUAAUCAUUUGUGCCCUAAAAAUUUGAAUAUUUAGGGUUUUGUGUUUUGCGGCCAGUAAAUUUACGGAGUUAGCAAUGGAUCGGGUGCAGAAUGCGUUUUCGGUGCUGGAGUUGGAUGAUAAUGAUGAUGCAAAUGGACAGAGUAGUGUCGCUACUGAUGAUGCUAUUGAUAUCUCUGGAAGACGAGAACAACACAGAGAUGAUGCAGAUGACGGAAAACAGGAUGCUCUUGGAGAUGGGACGUCGCUGCAAAAUGAGAUUGGGGAAGUACCAACCUCAGUACAGACGCCAUUGGAGUACAGGAUGCCACUUGUGUGGAUUGACCUAGAAAUGACAGGCCUGAACAUUGAAGUCGAUAGGAUUCUGGAGAUCGCAUGUGUCAUUACAGAUGGAAAUUUAACGAAGUCAGUUGAGGGUCCUGAUUUGGUUAUUCAUCAAUCAAAGGAGUGUCUUGAUAAAAUGGGAGAAUGGUGUCAAGAACAUCAUGGCGAAAGUGGCUUGACAGAGAAGGUUCUUCAAAGUACACUGAGUGAACAAGAAGCUGAAAAGCAGGUUAUGGAAUUUGUUGAGAGACACGUGGGCGAAUAUAGACCACAUAUUGCUGGAAAUUCUGUCUACAUGGAUCUUUUAUUUUUGCGGAAAUACAUGCCUAAUUUGGCUGCCCUUUUCUCCCAUGUUAUUGUUGAUGUCAGCACUGUCAAGGCGUUAUGCAUCCGGUGGUACCCAAGAGACAAGAAAAGGGCUCCUCAGAAGGAAAACAAGCACAGAGCCAUGGAUGACAUCAAGGAAAGCAUCGCUGAGCUUAAAUUCUAUAAAGAGCACAUAUUCAAAUCCAAGUCGAGGAAAUAAUGUAGAGUGUGGCCACAGUAACCGUCACUGCCAAGCUAGCGUCAGGUACUACAGCUCCAUGUAAAGAUGCAACUUGUUUAUUGUGGGUUAUUACAUGACAUAUGGAUGUGCUCAAUGGAUUCAUGAACUCUAAGCCCUGCAUCGAUGAUUGAAUGGAGCCGUAGUUGAGCCUUAUUUUCGGAUACAAAUCUGGUUCUGAUGUUUAUAUAUACUCGGUUCUUUCAUAUAUCUAUGAAAAUUUCCACUGUACGAUUUGUUUAAUUGUAGUUUGAAAUUGAUUUUAUAUAAGGUGUUGGAUUAAAUUUUUCGUUUUAA
Molecule: messenger RNA, 1391 nt
Organism: Andrographis paniculata
Lineage: Eukaryota; Viridiplantae; Streptophyta; Magnoliopsida; Lamiales; Acanthaceae
Product: oligoribonuclease-like
Exons: 9
Coding region: 303-1076 (257 amino acids)
Cellular component (GO): mitochondrion
Molecular function (GO): nucleic acid binding; 3'-5'-RNA exonuclease activity
Source: RefSeq, a predicted model, not a curated record